Messenger RNA from Rodentolepis nana, 5196 nucleotides. NCBI's taxonomy places the organism in Eukaryota, Metazoa, Platyhelminthes, Cestoda, Cyclophyllidea, Hymenolepididae. The record is from the annotation of a GenBank genome assembly.
AUGCUCAUGGUUCCCACAAAUCUGGGCCAAUGGAGCGAAGCGGCUUGCAGUACGAAGGCUCAUUUUAUCUGCGAGGCAAGGCCUACACGUGUAAAAGCGAACCUAGACAGUCACCCUCACGAUAUCCUCUUUAUUCAGGGGCGUUGUGCUUCAGGAUUUUAUGAAUAUCAAAGUGCUUGCUACACUCUUAUGCAUCACCCGGAGUCAUCAAGUCGUAUUGCUGAACUCAAACCUGAUCGAAUAUCGACAGCCUGUUCUGAAACUGUCUUGACGAGAAAUUGCACCGAUGAAAACCUUGGAACUGUCCUCUGUCCGAUUCCCAUGUCACCCAGAGAUCAUAAGCAUGCUUCCUACCAACGCUCUCUCAUCGACAAAUUCGGAGGAAGUGCUGAAUCGGCUUGGGUUGGCCUCAAGGGAAAUAGGUUCCAUGUUUAUACUGAUGCUCCAGGACUUUUGGAGUCAGCAGCCUUUGUAGAUCACAGCACCCUCAAAAACGAAACCUCUUGUUUCACUCUCAACAAGAAUAAAAUGCUUCUAACUUCGGAGUCCUGUAGCGCACAACUUCCGGCUAUUUGUGGCUACUUCCUUGACACACAUAUAUUCUCUCCAUGGUCACCCCCUGACGUCAAAUUGAAUACUCCCAUUUGUAAAGAUGGCUGGGUGCAUUAUGGUUCCUUCUGUUAUCGUCUCGAAUACGCUACAAGUCUUAGCUGGUCCGAUGCUGAACUUGCCUGUGUUCAAAACUAUGGGCACCUGGUCUCAAUUGAUUCUGAAGCUGAAGAUAGUUUUAUCCGAUCUCUCAUUCCUUCAAACCUCACUGGCAAACCGUGGAUUGGUUUGACGGUUAUUCACAAUAAUGACACCUCCACGAUGCAUUGGUCUGAUGGAGCGGUGGCCACUUUUUCCAAGUACUUUGCAGAUAAGUUUUAUCCGGUGGAUAGAGAGUGCGCCAGGUUGGAUGUUGUGUAUGGAGAGAACGUGUGGACCGUGGAUCAUUGUUCAACACCCGCGCCCUACAUCUGCAAAGCCAUGGCUACAGCUACUGCUAUGGACUGGAAUAUUAAGGGUACAACUCACUGUCUACCAGGAAGCCAUCCAGAGUACUGUUUCAGUUUGAACAAAACAGUCAUGAGCUUUAAAGAUACCUCUGCUGCCUGUAGAGGUAAUGGACAAAGCAUGGCCACUAUUUUGGACGAUACUCAACAAAAUUUCAUCACUCAAGCCAUGCGAAGUUUGUUGGCUCCUGACUUGGCUAAAAACAUUCCUACAAGGUAUUGGAUUGGGCUUGUUCGAUCUUCUGAAUCUCUGCGUUGGGUUUCUGGCUAUCCCGCAGUUCCCAACGUCUACUGGAAGACUGGGGUUGAAAAAUCCACUGGUACUUGCGCCUACUUAGAUGUCGGCAUCAACAGUAUGCUCAAUUGGGGCUUAGGGACUUGUAAUGAGGAGUAUCCUGUAAUCUGUUCAACAGUACCGAAGUUACCACAACCUUCAGCUACAAUUCCACAAGACUCCAACCGCGUCGACAAACAGUACUGUCCUUUAGGCUUCCUUCAUGUUCGUGGCAAGUGCUACAAGGUUGAGGGUGAUGAGCGCAAUAAGUACACGUUCUUCCAAGCGAUGCACAAGUGUUCCAACCUUUCUGGUCAUCUGGCUACUGUAUCUUCUAUGCAAGAACAAGAUAUCAUCACAGUGUUAAUUGGUCAGGGGCAUGUGCCAUUUUGGAUUGGUUUAAUAACUUCUCCAACUGGUCACUAUACCACCUGGACUAAUAAUGAACCAAUUACAUAUACCUAUUGGAAGAAGGGUUUUCCUUUUUCGACCUCCGGUGGAAGCUCACUUUGCACUUAUGUAGAGAUUAAAUCAUCCGAAAUUGGCAAAUGGGCUGGGAUUGGUUGUGACACAAAAAUGGGCUUCAUAUGUGAAACUGAAUCAAGUGAUGCACCCUCUGCGCAAGUCACAACUCCGCAUCUUUUCAGCCAAGAGGACUGCUUGCCAGGUUUCUUCCACCACCGUGGUGCCUGUUAUAAGGUUCUUGAGACGCAGUCAACUCGUAGUUCCACUAAGCUCUAUGAUAACUUAAGUGCAAUUUGUGCUGCUUCUGUUAAUUCUUCCUUAUCAUGUGAAACAACUCGGGGACUUGCUGGUUGUCCAGUUGUCAUGACACCCCACUCACAUUCAGAGGCCGCUUUCAUACGUCUUCUAAUUUCUGGGACACAAAAGACUCCAUCUGGAGUUGAAGCUUGGACUGGAAUGAAGAUUUUAAGUAAAAAUGGACAGAAAAUCAUACAAACGGAAGACGGUGUGGAUUUAAAGGAUAUGGAUCUGGAUUUCUCGCAUAUUGAAAGUGCAGCUGAGGGAAUGGGCGAAUCGUCCUUUUUCUCUUGUGUGUCUUUCCACACAAAUGGCUCCCACUUGACUAUUCAGCCUUGUUCUAAACCGGCGUAUGCUGUCUGUGGUUACUAUUUAAAUACCCAUUCCUUGCAUAGACAAGUUGUCGACUCCAACAAUUACAAAUGUCCCCCGGAUACACAACUUGUUGGCCGAAAUUGUAUCCUGCAUACAUCCAAACGGUACUCUUGGUUUGCCGCUGAACGCUUCUGUAACCAAUUGAGUGAUGUUGCAAAUCUAAAGGCUUCCAUUUCUGGCCACCUUCUCUCAAUUCAUAACAAUGAUAUGCUCAAGUACAUUACAACUUUGAAGGAACCCGUUUGGAUUGGUCUUACCUCAAAGCCCGAGUUUGGCUACGGAGGAAAAUUAGAAUGGACAGAUGGAAGCCCGGUUGAUUAUGUAGCUUUCGGACCCUCGGAGAAUAUGGGCACCUUUAUUAAAUCGCAUCUUUGUGCCGCUGUCGAUCCACAGACCGGUUUUAUUAAGGGUGAACCUUGUGACGCCAACCUCCUCUUUGCCUGUCAGUAUCCGCUCGAAUCGUUCCCUAAACAACAAUUGCCUAUUUUGGCUGGUGAAUAUCUUCCCGCUGUUGAGAAUUGUCCCGUCAGAUUCUCUCUAGAGACCAACAGGGCAUGCUAUGCCAUUGUGGACUCACCUCUCUCUCAGAAAGAUGCACAACUCUCCUGUCGAACUAUUGAUCCAAAUGCCAAUCUUGCCGCAUUUCAUUCCAGUCAGGAAGAGAAAAAUUUUUUGAAUUUGAUGUCGUCUAAGUACAGGAAGGAUGCCUAUUGGAUGGGUUUGAUGCAGUCGGAUCUCGAGUACAAAUGGGUUGACUCUAGUAUUGUCGACUAUAUGCCCAAAUUUGGUGUCAGUGUUGAACUCUCCCAUAUAUGGCACAUUCAGGAUUGCUUUACAUUUAAUGUGACCUCCAGUGCCAACAAUCCUACGUCUCCACUGAACGUCACCUGGCACGGAUCUGACUGUUCCACGAAGAGGCCCUAUAUUUGUCAGCUCUAUCGAGGUGAACAUGGACCCAACUCCAUGAGACCAGCCCCCCUUGCCCCAGCUGAUUCACCAAUAAUAAAUUGUCCUGAAGAUUUCAUCUCUGGUCUGUUUGCUGCUCAAGCGCCGAAUCAGCCCAGUACAGCAUGGAUCGGUUUACGUCAAGGAAGAGAUAGGCAAUUUUGGAAUGAUGACUCUGAAGUCACUUAUGCACGCAGAGAUCUCGAAUUUCCUGCUCCGGUUGCGCAUAACUUGGAACUAGGGGAGGAAGAUGACCGCUUAUGUACUGUUAUGCUCUACUCUUCGAAUGUGCAUUUCAACGGUCUCUGGUCUCGAUCCAUCUGCUCAGUCAAUGAUCAAAAUUACUUCAUAUGUCAAGCAACUCCAGUUCAAGCGUAUAGUGUCAGCAACACUGAAGCAACCAACGAGAAAAUGGCGUCUAAUGGAAGUGGACUAGCGGAGAGACCCCACUGUCCACUUGGCUCAACUCUUGGUUUCUACAACCACUCAGCUAAGGCCUUAGGUGAAAAGCUGCGUCUUCCAAACUGUCUUCAGCUUGUUAGCUUAAAGCCUUUGGAUUGGAAGGAUGCUCACGAACUCUGCUCGAAGCAGUCCGCCACUUUGCCUUCAGUUGAUACCCUGGCGGAUUUGAGUUUCCUGCGUGCCUGGAUGGUGAUGCCCGAAUCCAUUGGGGGUGCGGGACUACCUUCCAACUCUUCAAUUUGGCUUGACCUUAAAGUUGACAAAUGUCCUCAGUGCUAUUCGGAUUGGACCUGGCACACUGGAAAUGCACUACACGAAUCUCCUGUUAAAAUAAUUGAUUGGUUCAACGCUCCUUCGGAUCCUUCGGGUUGUUAUGUCUUCACAGCAACGCCAAAUUUCGAUUCAUUAUCAUCUCCUGACAAUCCAGCAGCCCAUCUACGGUCAAUACGACCCGCGAUUUCAUGCACUGCUCUCAAACUACCAGUAGUAUGCCAAGUGCCAGCUAAAUUCCAAAAAAUUACUCAAACGUCUUUCUCGAAUGUCUCGGUGAUGAAACGCGAUGAAGGUCGGUGUUUAAAGAAUCCCACUCCGGAUCUCUCAAACCUGAAAGAAUUCAUUACCAACACUAGUGUGACUAAAUCUGGUCGGAAGUGUAUCAGGUGGGAUCUGGUUCGAUAUAAUUUCACCGGUUCUGAUGCAGUUCUUCCACCAAAUUGGAGAAUAUUCUCGACUGAAAUCGCCUACGAUAUUCACGAGAGUCCUUUCUGGUCAGAUAAGUGUGCGCACGUGAUAAUGCAAGAUGCGGGAAGUCCCGGAAAGACUAAAUAUCGUUACGCAUGUUAUACUUCAACUGAUCCUGUUCACGGCCUCGAAGACUGCGAAAUGGAAAGUUGUGGAAUUGCACUCAUGUCUCUUGGUUGGGUUAUCUUCCUCACUUUGGCUUGCUUGACUCUCUCCGUUCUCAUCACAGUGUGUAUUGUUCGUGUGAAGAACCGCAAUCGCUUCUAUAUACAUCAGAACAAUAUCCGUUGGCUUUCGCCCCUCAAGGUGACUUCAAAUAGCUCUGUAUUUGGUAGUUCAGGGGCUACGGAACAGCCCCAUCAACGACAGCACAGUGUCCUCUACAACGGCGGUGGAAAUGAUGAUCCCUCAGUGAAAGUGUUUGGUGAAGUACCUUCUUUGGUAGCGACUAACCCAUCUCUCCUUCACUCCCUUGUUCCAUCAUUGACUUUCAAACCGAGCGCUUACCGACCUCUUCAUGAUAGAGACCCACUACUCCUUGACGAAGAGGAAAAUGCUGAUGAAUUCUCGGGUCCUGUUUAG